This is a messenger RNA of Daucus carota subsp. sativus, 567 nucleotides long. RefSeq lists its product as uncharacterized. The coding region runs from base 222 to 434 and encodes 70 amino acids. Lineage: Eukaryota; Viridiplantae; Streptophyta; Magnoliopsida; Apiales; Apiaceae. The transcript has a single exon. The record is from RefSeq and is a predicted model, not a curated record.
GUGGGGGAAGUGUGUACUGUGUAGCAAGUUGAGGCAUCCAAAAUGUUCCAAAAAUCUCUGGUGUCCAUAUCCUAGCCACCCACACUAAUCUCACUAUCCCAUCCCUGAUCCCUCUUCACCCCAUUAUACUUUUCUUUUCUGUUUAAUUUCUUCCCAUACCAAAACUUUAAUCCUCUUCUUGAAACACAAAAACAAAACCACCAACUUAAAAGAUCGUUGAAAUGGCAGAUUGGGGGCCAGUGUUGAUCGGAGUGGUGCUCUUCAUCCUGCUUCAACCAGGACUUCUGUUUCAGUUCCCCGGGAACAGCAAACAAUUAGAAUUCGGGAGCAUGAAGACCAACGGCAAAUCCAUAGCUGUUCACACCCUCAUCUUCUUCGUUCUUUACGCCAUCUUCGUUCUUGCUCUUCACAUCCAUAUUUACACCGGCAAUUAGUCCUCUUUCACUCUUGUACUGAACUAGCUUUUAAACUAAUCUGUUACUAUAAUUUACUCCUACAUUAAUUUAUCUUUGUCUUUGUUGUUUGCCUGCUUAGUUGUUUCCAUGGUUUUAAUGUUGUUACAUCUCA